UAGAAGAAUGCUCAGGACCCCAUCAAGCAGGUACAGGAUAUAUGUGGGCCUGCAGGCUGCUCCAAGCAACAGCCUGGUGGACCAAACUCUCACAAGUCAGUAGAAGAACUCCCAGAGCCUCAUCCAGAUACCCCCUUUCUUUCCUUCUGCUACCACUCUCUUCUUUUCCCUUUCCCUUCUCUUACCUCUCUCUUGCCCUGUUAUCCUUCUCUCUCCUGUUUCUUCACCCUCCCUUGGAUUCUCAACCCUAUUUGCUCAACCUCCUCCCGGCUCUCCAAAACACUUGUGAAAAGCAAAGCUAGGGGGGGGGGGUGACGGGAAGUUGAGAAAAGGGCUUUCUCACAACUUACCUCCCCCCCCCCCCAGCUUUUCUUUUCAUCCAAUGACACAAAAUAUAUAUAAACCUUCCAAAACAUAACUGACUGCAUUUGCUUGAGUCCACUGCUUGGUAGUGGGAGGGGGAAGGGGUUAUAUGUACAAAUAUUUAUAUAUACUGUACUAUACUAUAUAAAAUAUGCUACAAAGUUUAAACAUGAAGAUAUGUUAAUAAUAUGUUUGAAAAACUUGCUGCCACAGUGCUUGAAUGAAGAUGACGGAAAGACCCUGUAUGUGUCUUAAGUUUAUUUAAACCAAAUUUUGUUAUGUAAUCUUCAAACUUUAUUAUUGUAUUAAAACAAAAUGAAGGUGUUUUAAACUGUUGUGACCAUUGUUUACAACACUGUUAUAGGCUGUAGGUUGCAUCCCAAUAUUUGGUUUUAACACGAUUAUACAUGUAUGUAUUGGGGUCUUUUCUUUACUUUCAAUAAUACAUUUCUCAUUUAGCGUGAAAUCCAAUUCGAUCAAAAUUUGUAUUCAAAACGACUUAUUACAGUUUUUAUGGCGAGGGCAGUUUUAAUUUAAUUCAGUCCUAAUGUUGCGUUCUAGGAGACGAGUCGGAUUCGGAUAAAAAAUAAUAAUACUGUACUGUAAUUCAUGGAGGGGAUUAAAUUUUAUUUAUUUUAAUCAAGACAUAUUUUUACAUAUUUUGCAUAUUUUUAUAUUGUGUAAUGGUGAAUUGAACAUAUUUUCAUUGAUAUUAUAUUUAUUGCUUUUAUCAAAAGCUAAUAUCCUAUGGUUUGUAUUACUCUAAAAAGGAGUUAUCUUUCAUUGUGAAUCAUUGCUAAGCCCUUUCUCUUCGACAGUCACAAGUGGUCAACGAACAAAAAAAAAAUCAGUUUUCUUCCAAAUUGAUUUGUAUAAUUAAUGAUUCCCAUUGUUGGGGACAGGAAGCCAGUACUUAGGAUAAUCAAGGUCUUCCCUAGGACGACCUUCCUCAGGAUGCAACCCACAACAGUUGCCUAACUCCCGAGUACCUAUUUACUGCCUGGCGUGCAAAGGCAUUAGGUGUAAGGUUCCCGUACCAGGGUCCCCAAACUCUUCAACUCAUCGGUCUCCGUGUGGAGCUUCACUGUGUUCAUCAACCCCCAUAUCUUUAUUAUAUCAACAUAUUUUAAUGGAAAUACUACUCUACCAGUACUACCAAUAAUAAUAAUAAUAAAUCAUUAAUAAUAGUAAUAAAAAAGUCAAUAUUAAAAUAUGCUAGCUAAGAUUGAUGAUAUCUUCAGUGAAAUAGUUGAUAUCAUUAAUGGGAAAGAUGCGCGUGAUGAGUGUCAACAAGAGCACUGAUAUUUGGCUGGAGAGUUGUGGUGGUGAACCACCGUGCUCUCCCAGGUUGGAGAGUUGUGGUGGUGAACCACCAUCGUGCUCUCCCAGGCUGGAGAGUUGUGGUGGUAAACCACCGUGCUCUCCCAGGUUGGAGAGUUGUGGUGGUGAACCACCGUGCUCUCCCAGGUUGGAGAGUUGUGGUGGUGAACCACCGUGCUCUCCCAGGUUGGAGAGUUGUGGUGGUGAACCACCGUGCUCUCCCAGGUUGGAGAGUUGUGGUGGUGAACCACCGUGCUCUCCCAGGCUGGAGAGUUGUGGUGGUAAACCACCGUGCUCUCCCAGGCUGGAGAGUUGUGGUGGUGAACCACCGUGCUCUCCCAGGUUGGAGAGUUGUGGUGGUGAACCAUCGUGCUCUCCCAGGCUGGAGAGUUGUGGUGGUAAACCACCGUGCUCUCCCAGGUUGGAGAGUUGUGGUGGUAAACCACUGUGCUCUCCCAGGUUGGAGAGUUGUGGUGGUAAACCAUCAUGCUCUCCCAGGUUGGAGAGUUGUGGUGGUGAACCAUCAUGCUCUCCCAGGUUGGAGAGUUGUGGUGGUAAACCAUCGUGCUCUCCCAGGUUGGAGAGUUGUGGUGGUGAACCAUCGUGCUCUCCCAGGCUGGAGAGUUGUGGUGGUGAACCAUCGUGCUCUCCCAGGCUGGAGAGUUGUGGUGGUGAACCAUCAUGCUCUCCCAGGUUGGAGAGUUGUGGUGGUAAACCAUCGUGCUCUCCCAGGUUGGAGAGUUGUGGUGGUGAACCAUCAUGCUCUCCCAGGCUGGAGAGUUGUGGUGGUAAACCACCGUGCUCUCCCAGGUUGGAGAGUUGUGGUGGUAAACCACCGUGCUCUCCCAGGUUGGAGAGUUGUGGUGGUGAACCAUCAUGCUCUCCCAGGUUGGAGAGUUGUGGUGGUAAACCAUCGUGCUCUCCCAGGUUGGAGAGUUGUGGUGUUAAACCACUGUGCUCUCCCAGGUUGGAGAGUUGUGGUGGUAAACCAUCAUGCUCUCCCAGGUUGGAGAGUUGUGGUGGUAAACCACCGCACUCUCCCAGGCUGGAGAGUUGUGGUGGUAAACCAUCAUGCUCUCCCAGGUCCACUCUCUUCCUUUGCUGAUCCAUUAUCAUAUAAAUGAGUUUUUCCUCCAAUUGACAAUUAAUAUCUUUAUUUUCUAUUUUAAAAUCAAACGGCGUAACAAUUUAAUCUGGGCCGUGUAUCUUCUCCGGGUCCUCAAAGCACACCUUAAAGUCUUCUUUUAAUUUGUUUGUGUUAUGUAUAUCUGAUAUGCUGUUACUUUCUUACAACUGUGAUAAGUUUGAAAAAUACUGAAAAUGUGUUUAUUCCAGUGAAGCUUUAAAUAGGAAUAAUUUGACUUGGAAGCCUACUAGAAUUGUCCUAACCUGAAUGAUUGUAACAUUUUCCCUGCAGAAGUUUCUGUACUUCAUUAUAUUUUAAAUAUUGGUCUACCAAAUAGAAUAGAGAAUUCUCACUCUUUUUUUGGGGGGGAGCCCCUUGUGGCUCCCUGAAGCUACUAUCAAUAAUAGUGUACCAGCUACUAGGCCACAUUAGCUAUGGAGUGUUAUAGGUCUACCAGGGUUUUGCUGGAAUAGAGACUGCAGCCUCUAAAACCACAGACAGAACUCUUUCAACUAUGUAAACAAAUGAUAAGAAACCUCUCCAAACUAGUUCAAGCUCAUUCACCCCCACUUCCCUCACUCAUUUAGGGGAGGGGAGAGGUAGCGCGCAGUCGGCCGGCUACUCCACCCUCAGUUCUGUGCUGAUAUUAAUGUACGUCGGGGUCGCCUCUCUGCUGCUUGGGCUCCUGCUGAGUCGUGGGUUCUGUCCUUAUUGGCAUUCCUGUACGUUGUGAAUUGUAGCUUGAGCCUGGAUAUUAAGAGUGCUUAGAGCUGCAAGUGCACAGGGUUAUCUUCCUUCUGUACUUCCUAGUUCUGUCCUUGCACUUUGGGGUUCUUUUACCCUGGGGUGUUUGGGGGUGGAUCCCUUAGAGGUCCUCCUCAUUCCGCACUUCACGUUUGAACACAUUGUUUGAUAAAUACCUUCCUUCAUAUUCUCUACUCCAGCUGUUUUAUACACUCGGCAAUCUUUCAGACUCGUGCAAUCAUGAUUCUGAUAUGGCGAGGGCCCACUACGAAUCCAGUAAUUUAUUGUGUUAAUAUCAUUAAUGUUUCAUAGCCCAGGUUCUGUCUCUUGAAUUGCAAACUCCUUUACUAUUACAUAUUUGGGUAUAUCUUCUUGUAAAAUGUCACCAGUAGCAGCAACAGGCAAUAAUGAUAUGUCUGCUGAAAUUUGAUGAUUGAUAGCAGGAAUGGAUGUAGAUGUGGAUGCUGUAUCUGAAGGAACAGUACUUGUGGCUGACAUCGCAGGAGUGGAUGCUGAUGUGGAUGCUAUAUCUGAAGGAAUGGUAUGAGUAGCUGUCGUUGCAUCUGUGUUGAGCCUCGAUGUUAAUUUUGGAAGUUUUCCUAUUUUCUCCUUCUCCUCUGCAGCUCUCUUCCUCUUCUGUGCUCCACUGAAAGCAUUGUUACAUUUAUGCUGAAAGGAUUAUUCACCAGGAAAUAUAUAUCUUAAAUAUUUAGUCCCACACCAGAAUGUAGGGAUAUAUUAUAUAAGUGUGCUUACAACAAUACCUAAAUAUUUAAACAUUGUGCUUCCAUAAUGAACAUGUCCUAUUCUCGUGGGGCCCAUCGGGCCCAUACAGCUCUGGUUCAGGUUCCUGAUAAACUGGCAGAUGUCCCAGGUGGUUCUGUCCCAGGUUUGAACUUGGCUGGGCCUUGUUUGGGACUUUGUCGACAUCACUUUCCCUGCCUCCUGGAGCUUUGACCAGGCUGCAGCAGCACCGUCUGUCGGUGUUAAGUUGGUCUCGGGUGACUCUGUGGUCGCUCAAGUGGUAGUGUGGGAGCCUGAACUUUGCCUGCCUUGUGUUUCCUCUGGGCUUCAGCAGCUGUUUUGGUUUCUUUUGGGUGAUCUGCCACAAUCGUUGGGUGCAGGCUUCAUUGGUCCUGUGCCGGCUGCUUUGUUGUCUACUUUCUUUUUGGAGUCGCCAAACUGGCCAGGAUCACUCUUUCAUUGGGCUUACUGUACGGUUUGGGAGUUUAAGGCUGUGUGGCAUGCACUGCAGAGGGUUCAUGUUCCUUUGGGUUUAUGCUCCGUCUCCAUUUGGACUGUUACCUUGUAGUUCAUUGUCUCAACUGGGUGUUUGCAAUGUUCCUCACCUCUUUGGGGCUGGACACUGUAUGUAGCUCUUCUGCUGGGUUCUUGGGGUUUGGUGUCAUUUAUGUCAAAGGAGUAUCCAAUGUCCUCGCUGAUGGUCUGUCCUGGUUCUAUCCUGUUUCUACCGAGUGGACCAUUAAUGCUGCCACCUUCGUUUAGCUUUGCAAGAUGUAUGGGUGCCUGGAUCCCUCUGUGUCGGUAUGAAAUCGGCACUUUCCCCUUGUAUGCGGUUCCAAUAUUCGAAUGUGAGGCCCUAACAUUGGAUGCCUUUCAGCUGGACUGGUCAAGGUGGGAAUUUCUGUACUUCUUUUCUCCAGUCUGGCUGUUGCUCAGGGAUCUGGCCAGGUUAGAUUCUCUUCCCUGUUACCAGGGAAGAGCGAUCCUUCUGGCUCCCUAGUACCCAUCUCAGCCUUGGUUUCAGGUGCUGCUUGCUUGCUGUCUGAACCCAGGCAGUUUUCUGCAUCUCCAUCUCUAUUAGAUGGUUGGCUCGGCAAUGUACUUCACUGGUUCGACCUUCUCCUCAGCUCUUCAUGUCUGAAAUUUAUUAGGCUUCCUUAUUGUCAGUUUUAU
Molecule: messenger RNA, 5470 nt
Organism: Procambarus clarkii (red swamp crayfish)
Lineage: Eukaryota; Metazoa; Arthropoda; Malacostraca; Decapoda; Cambaridae
Source: RefSeq, a predicted model, not a curated record